This is a messenger RNA of Phycodurus eques (leafy seadragon), 1561 nucleotides long. Its product is annotated as methylosome protein WDR77-like. Lineage: Eukaryota; Metazoa; Chordata; Actinopteri; Syngnathiformes; Syngnathidae. Gene Ontology annotation, cellular component: methylosome. The record is from RefSeq and is a predicted model, not a curated record. Bases 238 to 1251 code for a protein of 337 amino acids. The transcript has 10 exons. Gene Ontology annotation, molecular function: protein binding. Gene Ontology annotation, biological process: oocyte axis specification.
ACCACCGAAGAAGAACACGUUCUUCCAUUGACCGCGUGUUGGUUCUACUUUCACCAGUUCUGGAAAAAAACUGUUUUUUUUUGCAUAAUAUUUAUGGAUAAACCUACGUCGUUUUAACAUUCUGUUCAUUGUAAAAACUGCUAGUCGCGACUAAAUUGUAACGUUUUAGCAAUCGUCCACCCAAAUUGGUUGAGGAUAAUCUCAUCCCCCGUGCAAACUUCACGUGCGAUUAUUCGGAUGAAAGGUGCAGUACUGGAAACAACAAUGACAAAGGAGAAUCCUUGGAUUAUACCUCCCAAUGCUCCGGCAUGCAUGGAGAAGCAUCUGUGCGCCGCGCAGUACCGAACAGAUGGCACCUUGUUGCUCGGUGCUUCCAGCCUCACUGGCAGGAGUUGGCAGGGCUCUGUGUGGAUCUACAGCAACCCUGAGCAGGCCCCCAAUGAGGGCUUCUGCAAAGCUGGCGUGCAGACGGAGACCGGCGUAACGGAUGUCAAGUGGGUGUCAGAAAAGGGUGUUGUUGUGGCAUCAGAUUCAGGCGCCUUGGAGCUGUGGGAGCUGACUGAGGAGGAGCGCCUCCUGGUCAAUCGCUUCACCAAGCACGAGCAUGAUCAUAUCGUCACCACCGUGAGCCCCGUCGCCGCGGCGAACAGUGCCGUGACUGGCAGCAUGGACUGCAGAAUUAAAGUGUGGGAUCUGAGCCAGGAGACAGUUGUCACUUCAUACAGCGUGCACACAAAGCCGGUCACUUGUGUUGCCUGCAGUCCUACAGACGGUUCUCUUUUCAUCUCCUGUGGUCAGGAUGGCCGUGUGCUCAUGUGGGACACAAGGAAACCAAAUAAACCAGCCACAAGAAUAGAUUUAGAGGCUUCGCCCUGCUUGCCCACCACUGUCUCCUGGCACCCUCACCACAGAAGCACCAUUGCUUUUGGUGACGAGCUCGGGAGAGUGACCAUUAAAGAUUUCCUAGCGACCGAGCCGGCUCGCAUGGCAAGCGUCCACAACCGCAGAGUUAACGGGCUGGCCUUUUCUCCACACAGUCCCUCUUUGCUGGCCUCCAUUAGCAACGAUUGCUCCCUUGCCGUUUUAAACUCUGAACUGCAGGAAGUAUUUAGAGAUCGACGCCACCAGGACUUUGUUAAGGGUGUGUGCUGGGUUCAGGGAGGCACGAAUAACCUCACCACUGUGGGCUGGGAUCACUUUGUGCUUCACCACAAGGUUGAGCCAACAGGUGGUAUCCUCAGCUCACCUUAGACCUAAUCACCGUUUUAACACCUCAUGGGUAUACUGUCUAUGUGUACAGUAGAACUUUAGAUAGAAUCGUUUCACGUCUGUUGUGUUUGCAUAUCAUCUGUUACGUUUUGGAAAAUAAAGGUUGUCAAAUCAAAGCUUUACAGUGCCACUGACUACACUCAAGAGGGCGUCCAUUGUGAACAAAGAAAAAACAUUCCUGACUUCAAGGAGAGCCAGCAGGGCAAAGGCAAGGAAUGCUAAUGGGAAAACUGCUAUUGUAUUACAGUAUAUUUAUAGAAGGAAAAUGUCUGGUCAAGAGGACAGCCUACUA